This is a messenger RNA of Octopus bimaculoides (California two-spot octopus), 2509 nucleotides long. RefSeq lists its product as uncharacterized. Gene Ontology annotation, biological process: regulation of transcription by RNA polymerase II; sex differentiation. Gene Ontology annotation, cellular component: nucleus. Gene Ontology annotation, molecular function: DNA-binding transcription factor activity, RNA polymerase II-specific; RNA polymerase II cis-regulatory region sequence-specific DNA binding. NCBI's taxonomy places the organism in Eukaryota, Metazoa, Mollusca, Cephalopoda, Octopoda, Octopodidae. The record is from RefSeq and is a predicted model, not a curated record.
AUGGGAGGCGAAAUGCUUGAAUUUAGAUCAGAAGCGCAUCAGAGUACGACAUCAAAGGUGAUUUGGGACCGAUUUGCAACAGAAGAGGCUAAUUUUAUGGCUCGUUUAAUCACCAUAGAUGAAACUUGGUUUCGUCCUUAUGAUCCCCAGACCAAGGAGCAAUCAGUGGAGUGGUAUCACAGCGGUUCACCGCAUCCCAAGAAAUUUCGGACCCAGAAGUCAACUGGAAAGAUUGUGGCUUCAGUGUUCUGGGACAAAGACGGAGUACUUCUCAUAAAAUUCCAACGAAAGGGUCGCGCCAUCAACGCAGAAUACUACAUGUCCUUGUUGGUUGAACUGCGUGAAGCUUCGAAUGAACGAACCAAUAUGGAGGUGGAGUGUAGACCAGACAACUCCAUAAGGAAUGGUCCCUAUAGCAAUAGACUGCUUGACAGUGCGAUUUACACGUACAGAAACGCCAAACACCUGCCGUCAGCUUUAAUGUCUUUUUCCCCGCGUUCAGCGUCAUCGUCGUCCUCUUCUUCCUCCUCCUCCUCAUCAUCAUCACCAUCAUCAUCAUCAUUAUCAUCAUCAUCAUCAUCAUCAUCGUCAUCAUCACCAUCAUCAUCAUCAUCAUCGUCAUCAUCGUCUGCACUAUUCUCAUCAACCUCCACAUCAUCAUCUCCAAAAACAACAUUAACCACAACAUCGUCGACAUUGUCGUUAUCCUUGAACCAAAACAAACUUCCAGGACCGCUGAAAUCAACAAUUAUAAGGACUGAAGCCCACCACAUCGAUGGAAGUCAUUUGAAGUCGACUCCAACUUUCAGACAACAAUCUGUUGCCUCGGUGCGCCGUUUACUGCGGACACCAAAAUGUGCCCGUUGCCGAAAUCACGGUGUUGUGUCAUGUUUAAAGGGUCACAAACGAUAUUGUAGAUGGCGCGACUGUCAAUGUGCCAACUGUCUUUUGGUUGUGGAACGACAGAGGGUAAUGGCGGCUCAAGUAGCUCUCAGAAGGCACCAAGCAACCGAGGCGAACAACAAUAUGAAGAACAAGGGAAAGAAUGCAGCUAACGUCCUGCAACAAAGGAAAUUACUCCACCGAAAUCUGCGGAAUUUGCAGCAACAUACACUAUCCAGAGAAAUACUUUCCAGUUACCGCUCUCGACUGCAAUGUCUACCUUCUCCCGAGAGUAUUCGAGGAGUCCUGCCUUACAUGAACGAAAGAAUGCGCAAGCGGAGAUGUUUUGCCGACAAAGAACUUGAAGUAGUGAUGUACCAGAGAGAACAAGAAGCUGAAAUUGUUGCCAAAUCGAAAUCUAACGUAGGUGCAGGUGCACUUUCUGCAGUCGGCACUUUACAUUUACCUAUGGUCAAUAACAAUCUGCAAAAUUAUGCAGGAGAACAUCAACCUGGGCCACAGCACCAAUCACAGCAACAACAACAGCAGCAGCAUCAGCAACAACAACAACAACAACAACAACAACAACAACAACAGCAACAACAGCAACAGCAGCAGCAAAUUCAGCAGCAGCAACUCCAAACCCCAAAAGAAUUCUUAGGAAGAAUUUUCCCGGCCUUAAAUCCGAACCUCUUAGAACUGGUGUGGCAAGGUUGUGGCGGUAGCUUAGAGCGAGCGAUUGAACACCUAGCCACAAGUAUCAAGUCAAGUCUGGUGGUUGCUUCUAACAGUGCCAAUUUUAUGAACUCUGCAGGAUAUUGUCCUGCCACCCUAAAUCAACUAAUCCAAACCUACUCCGUCCAUUACCCGUUUCACACAUCACCUUUCAAUUCAGACCACCCGAUAUAUUUUGAUCCAUCGUUGUCGCCACCAUCCCCGAUCCUUUCGUCCAUCACUAGCGUGCCUUCAGGUAGAAUUCCAUCCACUUCCCCCUCGUUGACAUCAAAGUGUCCGGAAGAUGUUUUGUCUCUUUCGUCGUCUACUCUUUCAUCUUCAUCACCUUCGUUGUCAUCAACUAUUUCCCCUUCUGUCACUAAAGAUAAACUACAAUUCCAAAGUGCGCAACAAAAAGUGAAUUACCAACUGUUGUCCUUGAAUUUGUACACAUCCACAAACCAGAAAGAUCCAAACGGAUUAGAGCAACGCAAAAGUGGUAAAAGCUACAGUGGUUGUGUUCACACAUCUACAGAAAUUUCUUCCAAACUCAACGACGGAGGACCAGGAAAAAACGUUGAGCACAGUGGUACAAGUAGAAUGUCUCCUGGUGAAAAUGUGUCCCCUACAUGUCAGACACCGCUGGCAUUGGUUACAACUAUCGGUAAAAAUGGUCUCAGCAACAUGAGAAAACUUAUAACCACGGAAGAGCUGUUGAAAAGAAGAUCAGCUUUUCAAUGUUUAGUCAGACCAUUAAAUCGGCCGAAAGCAUCAGACAUAAACGACAGCUACACAGAAGGAGCAAUUAAUUCGUUUAAAAUGGAAUCUCAAACAGAAAGAACUUUUACUACUGAGCGUGCGAAAAUCCCGCUUAAGUUCUCUGUAGCUGCAUUGAUUGGCAAAUAAACCAAAC